GCGAAAAGCUUCGCAAUGGCUGAGCUUUGGUACGGGAAAAGGAAAGCACACCCCGCCUCACAGCGGUCAACUUCUCACUUCAACUCAUUCGCUUGUGAGCGGUUGCGGCGGACGCACGUCUCUGUGUCGCUCCCAUUUACAGAUCCGCACGCGAUCGUAACAAAAACUUUUUUCAGUGCAGUGACAAUUAUAUUUUCGGACCCAAAAAAAAGAUGGACACGGUCGUUUCGUUGUGCUGUGAGUUUUUCUAACCCGUGCAAAGACUAAUCGGUCACAAGUGUACUGAAGAGGCUAAUUACGAGUAAGCUAAUUGGCUGGGCCGGCGUUUCAUGAAGUGCGAGAGGCGAACGCCGCAGCAGGCGAGCGGCGGCAGUCCGGGCCUCCCCCACAUGCUAGCCAUGGACGUCACCAAGGAGGCGCGCGCAUCGCCGCUGCCGGCUUCUGCUCAGCAGCCGUCCGCAUCCUCGCAGCAGCCGCAACAGCCUCAGCAGAUAUGUGCUGGGUGUAGCAAGGUGAUAACGGAGCGGUACCUGCUGAAGGCCCUGGACCAGUUGUGGCACGAAGAUUGCCUCAAGUGCGGCUGCUGCGACUGCCGCCUCGGGGAGGUUGGGCACACACUCUACACGCGAGCUAACCUUAUACUGUGCAAACGGGACUAUUUGAGGUUAUUCGGGAAUACCGGGUAUUGUGCUGCGUGCAAUAAGGUGAUACCCGCUUUCGAGAUGGUGAUGCGAGCACGCAGCAAUGUUUACCAUCUCGAGUGUUUCGCUUGCCAGCAGUGCAACCAUAGAUUCUGCGUGGGUGACCGCUUCUACUUGUGCGAGAACAAGAUCCUCUGCGAGUACGACUACGAAGAGAGGCUGGUGUUUGCAAACAUGGCGUAUAACCCGCCACCACUUGCGCACCUCAAGCGGCAGACCACCCAUCUGCCACCCCCACCGGCAAACGAGCGGACGAUCCACCUGAUGUUAAGAAGUCACCGUUGCAUGGACAUCAGCAAUACCAGUGACACAGGUAUGCCGUUGACUUUCGUGGAACACUCUUUUUGAGCUUUUCUUGAAGAAGAUCUUGUUAUAGUGCUGAGGGAACACCAGGGAACUCCGUGGACUUAGAUCUGGAGUGGAGACCACAAAUCGGCAAACUAACGUAGUAUGGGGCACUCCACGGCUGGAUGGAGCGACGAUAUCCGAAUGGCAGAUGAUGUGCUAUGGGAGAGGCCUAUGUUCAGCAGUGGUCCGAUGCAGACUGAUGACCGGGAUUUGAACCUGAUCCCGGUGAUAAUUAAAAAGUUCCUAAAGUUACAAAUAUUUAUUAUCUCCAUUGAGAACGUAACCUAAUAAGAAUGUAUGAUAUUUCACUUUUUAGGACUCAGGGGUCUUUUCAAGGCCCAAGCUUCUUGUAUAGAUUUUGGCAGUAUUUGUCUCCUACCCUUCAAUAUUACAUAGCCCAUAUGUUUAUCUAAGAAUAUUAAACUCCGCCAUUCUUAUAAAGAGACAGUUUUAAUACAUCUUGAGGAAAAAAAAAUACAGUUAAUAUAAUAUAUUUUUUCCUUAACCUGUUCAAAAGCUCUGUACUCACCACUGACACCAAUAGCUCAAGGGUGGAUAUCAUUCUAAAUUUAUAAAUUGUUUUUAUAUUUACUAAUAAGUUUUCCUAAGUAUAAAAAAAUAAACAUCGACCAUUUAUCGAGUUAAAUAAAACAUCAAUACCUUUCAUCAACAGACGAGCAACGCGAUGGGCGCCAUGAUAAAUGGUUCGAGUCGUUCUGGCGAUUUGAACAACAACAUGUCGGGUGCAUCGCCGGCCCCGUUCGCGCCGCCCCCGCACCUCAAGCCCCUCGGCCUGUCCGCGUCCAGCUGAGACUACCGCGUUUGAGAUCUGGCCCAUCCGUACUCCAAGUUUCAAAACUAGUCGCGCGUGGUACACCGUUGACUCAAGCAGUGCGUGGUAGGACAUUACUUUUCAUUCGUCAGCUCGGACUGUGUAUACAUUAACGAACUUAACAAGUGUUAAUGGUAGUGAAAAAGCAAAGCAAAUGCCAAACUGUAGUUAGUUCACAUUGAUUGUUACGAUGUAACGCAGUUUAUUCACGUGUCAUUCGAAUCAUGGCUUCUGAAAUAUUAAACAUAAAUAAUAAUUAGGAAUUCCACUCAGACUUAUUUAUGAUGUGCGUUGUUGAUUUGUUACGCUUGUUCAAGUGCAGUCGGCAUUUAGUAAAUUUAGUUUUUAUAAUCUCAUAAGUUGAUCUCAGAGAGGUAAUUCACUGAUAGUAUAGUAAAUAUGUGACAAUUGGUAUCUUUAUGAUAAUGUUACUAGUUGAUUUUGUAUCAACUCUAUCUCUCUGUCGAGUUGAGAGUAAUUAUAUUGUAUUGAGACAACACUUUAUUUCCUUUUUCUCGGAGUAUUUUUCAUCGAUAAUUUACAAACAAAAUCUGAUAAUGUUGAUUGUAUGUAUCUGAGUUAUGUAUUGUACUCAUCAUGUAAUAGAUACUCGGAUAGAGCCAUCUAAGUGCAGGUUUUAAGACUGCUUGAUUUAUUUGAGGUAAUUUUGUAGUACCUAUAUAAGAGCGUCAAUGUUAUUGUAAAUAUUAAUUAUUAUCAAUGUAUGUAUAGAUGUACGAGGCAGUUAAAGUUAAUUAUUGAAUUUAAGAAUUGAGUCACUUAAAAUACGCUUGGAAAUUGUAUUACGGAAAAUUAAAGUAAUUUUAAUUUUGAAAAAUAAAUAUUGAAUUAAAAUAACCUACAAAGGAAUAUGAUUGUAUAAUAGCGUAUUUUUGGUGAUGUUACUCUAUAAAACUAAAUUAUGAUUAUUGUUUCAUGUUUAUUUUUAUUUGGCUAAGCCGAUUUGGAGAAUUGAAUUAUUUUCAGAAUUCUCUCUUUGUUGUUUUGUUUUGAACUCAUGAUGUAUAUUUAUUGUUAAGUUUACUGUAAACAUUGUUGUGAUGUUUGUAUUAUUUAUGUAAAUAAAAUUCUCGCUGUAAGUAGAAUAUUUGUAUGCAAUUAUUAAAAAGUAAAUGUAUUUGAAACGAAUAGUGAAAUGUCAAUAUACUUAAGUUUUCUCUAAAGUAUAUUACUUUAUAGUUCAAAAUAAUUUCUUAAGCUACGUUUUAAUGGAGUCCUUGAGAUUUUCUAUCUUUACUGUAUAUAAAUAUGUACAGUUUUCAACUGUAGCACGUGUUUUGCCUACAUUUUAGAAAUAAAUAAACGGGUCAUCACACGCCUAUUUAAAGUUAUACAAACACUUUGUUUUCGCUAAAACUUCUUGCUGAGUGCAAGACGAUUAAAUACUGCUUUAUAAUGUUUUGCCCGUCUGAAGAGCUUAAUGUAAAACUUUACAGAAAAGCUGUAAAUUUCCUGAUACCGUUAUUUUUAAGGAAUACCUAGAUUUUAAUACUAAAAAGGAAAAUUACUUUAUGUAAUGCACCUAUAGAAUUUGAAUUCAGACUUUACAAACACUAGAUAUCAUUUAAUUAUUUGAUAAAUUACAAAAGUUUUUUUUUAAACAGGCGAUCUAACACUACUUGCUAAUUGCAUUCCUAUGUGUACAAUUGUAGGAAUACACAUUUGUGAAUAAUUAUUUAGUGUCUGGUUCUUUUUAAACCAAUGAUAACGACCAAAGAUGUAGCUCAUUAAAACCUUAUUGAAAAACUAGUACCUGGAAUUUUAUUUCUGCUGUCCUGACAUAUCAUUUGAAAUAUUUUUAAACUUUGAGCACAGGGUUUAAUUUUUUUUAUGUAAUAAAAAGUAAGACUAA
This is a messenger RNA of Chilo suppressalis (striped riceborer), 3754 nucleotides long. The record is from the annotation of a GenBank genome assembly. NCBI's taxonomy places the organism in Eukaryota, Metazoa, Arthropoda, Insecta, Lepidoptera, Crambidae.